AUGCAAAGAGAUAGAUUGGUCUUACGUUUCUUCAAUACUGCUAGUUCCAAGGAAAUUCAAGAUAUCACGGGUUGUAAAGCAGCCACUGCCGAUAUGGUAAUUGAACAAUUGAGACCGUUUGAUGAUAUUGAAAAUUUGGAAGACAAACUUAGAGCUACUAAAGGAACAAGCGCCAAGUACAUUACUUCGUGCAGAGAGAUGAUGGAUGGCUAUACUGCUGUGGACCAAAUUAUUGAGAAGAUUGAAAAUAUGGGUGGUAAAUUACGCAACAUUUUAAAUAUAUGGCAAGGUCUGGCGGUUGAUAGUGUACCGGAAAGUCUUGGAGGUACGCCUGCUGGCAGUGAUGACGACGAGCCAGAUGAAAAGGCGGGUACUCAUUUGAUGCAUUUGGAUAUCAAUCCUACCGUUGAUAAAUCCAGUCCCGAAUAUAAGGAUGCUAUCGAAGGGUAUCUUUCAGAACAGCCCAAAUAUGUCAACAAGGAAAUGACGUUAAAGGAUUAUCAAAUUUUGGGUGUCAAUUGGAUGUUGUUAUUGUAUAGAAAGAACAUCUCUGGUAUUUUGGCUGAUGAAAUGGGUUUGGGUAAGACAGCUCAAGUCAUUGCUUUUCUUGGAAGAUUAUACGAGAUGGGAGAAAAUGGUCCUCAUCUGGUUAUCGUUCCUUCAUCCACUAUUGAAAAUUGGCUCCGUGAGUUUGAAAGAUUCUGCCCUGAAUUGACAGUCCGUUUAUAUCAUGGAAGCAUUAAGGAACGUGAAGAGCAGCGCUACGAACUAAUGGAGGAUAAAGGGGAAUACCAAGUGGUUGUAACAACGUAUAAUAUUGCUACCAGUAAUGCAGAAGACAGAUCCUUUUUAAAGAAAUUGAAAUGUCGUUCCAUGAUUUUGGAUGAAGGCCACAUGAUUAAGAACUGUACCAGUGCUCGCUACAAAUACCUGAUGAAGAUUUCGGUGCCAUUCCGACUAUUAUUGACUGGUACACCACUCCAAAAUAACCUGCAAGAACUCGUAUCGCUCUUAAUUUUUAUCAUGCCUGAAACCUUUGCAGCUUAUGAGGAAGAAGUGAGAUCAAUUUUCAAGAUUCGUUUGAAUGGGCCAUCCAAAGAGGACAAGAGUCAAGCAGGAAAGGGCACAGAAACCGCUGUUCAAGUGCUUUCAAGAGAGCGUAUUAUUCGGGCCAAGAGAAUGAUGACGCCGUUUGUAUUACGUCGUAAGAAGGAAGACGUUCUCAAAGAUUUGCCCUCUAAACGUCAAAUCGUUGAAAUCUGUAAAAUGACACCCAAUCAAAAACAAUUGUAUUCGGAUAUCAUUCUCAAGAGUAAAAAGUCAUUAGAGAAUCAAGUUGUGACAAAGAAGAAGUCUGCCAUGGAUUCACAAUUUGAGAGCAUGUCAAAUAUUAUUGUCCAUUUAAGGAAGGCUGCCGAUCACCCACUCUUGUUCAGAAAAAUUUAUACGGAUGAUCUCUUAAGACAAAUGUCCAAGGAAAUUAUGCGUGAUGUCAAAUAUUGGGAUGCUAACGAAGAGUAUAUCUACGAAGAUAUGACCGUAAUGUCUGAUUUUGAGUUGAAUAGACUUUGUAAAGAUAACAAGACAAUUACUCAACAUCAAUUAAAGAACAAUGAAUGGAUGGAUUCAGGAAAGAUUGAGAAAUUAAAGACAAUAUUACCAGAAUGUAAAGCUAGAAAGGAAAAGGUUUUGAUCUUUAGUCAGUUCACUAGAAUGUUGGAUAUACUCGAGCUCGUCAUGACAACACUCAAUGUAUCCUUUGUCCGAUUGGAUGGCGAAACCAAGGUUAUGGAACGUCAAAACCUCAUCGAUGAUUUUAAUGAGGACGAAAGUAUAGAUGUAUUUUUACUGAGUACAAAGGCUGGUGGAUUUGGUAUCAACUUGACCUCUGCAAAUGUCGUUGUGCUUUAUGAUUUAGAUUUCAAUCCCCAAAAUGAUAGACAGGCAGAGGAUCGUGCUCAUCGUGUGGGUCAAACAAAGGAUGUCCGCAUCAUUAAACUGAUUUCACAAGACUCUGUGGAAGAGUAUAUUUUAAAGAUGGCAGAUAUCAAAUUGCGUCUUGAUAAACGUGUAUCUUCCAAGGAAGGAGAUCCAGCUGAAAUGGACUUCGAAGAGGAAGACAGCGAACAACAGAAACAAAGUUUGCAAUCCAUGAUUCGAGAGGCAUUUAUUCAAGCUGAUAAACUUCAUCGUUAA
This is a messenger RNA of Mucor mucedo, 2196 nucleotides long. Its product is annotated as SNF2 family N-terminal domain-containing protein. Gene Ontology annotation, cellular component: nucleus. Gene Ontology annotation, molecular function: DNA binding; ATP binding; ATP-dependent chromatin remodeler activity. The record is from RefSeq and is a predicted model, not a curated record. The coding region runs from base 1 to 2196 and encodes 731 amino acids. The transcript is spliced from 4 exons. NCBI's taxonomy places the organism in Eukaryota, Fungi, Mucoromycota, Mucoromycetes, Mucorales, Mucoraceae.